This is a messenger RNA of Spinacia oleracea (spinach), 5884 nucleotides long. RefSeq lists its product as uncharacterized. The transcript is spliced from 11 exons. The record is from RefSeq and is a predicted model, not a curated record. Gene Ontology annotation, biological process: negative regulation of DNA-templated transcription; regulation of transcription by RNA polymerase II. The coding region runs from base 493 to 5223 and encodes 1576 amino acids. Lineage: Eukaryota; Viridiplantae; Streptophyta; Magnoliopsida; Caryophyllales; Amaranthaceae. Gene Ontology annotation, molecular function: transcription corepressor activity; acyltransferase activity, transferring groups other than amino-acyl groups; DNA binding. Gene Ontology annotation, cellular component: nucleus.
AACAGUAAACAUACUUCUGAAUUUCCGGAAUCCCCCAAAAAAAUAUACAUAAAAAAAAAUUUAAUUGGAGAAAAAGGAAAAGAAUCCUUUAUGAUUUUAAACCCAUUUUUCCAAAAUCAAAAAUAUUAAAAACCCCCCCUUCACAUUCAUGCCCCCUUCAUCUCCCUCUCUGCACUUUGUUUUUCUCUCUCCAAAACCCCCCAAUUUUCUAACCAAAUUUGAUGUAAUUGAUUUGUGAAUCGAAGAGAAGGUUGCAAAGAUUGAAUUUUUUUUGUGAUUGGGAACUUUUUGGUGCAUUUUAUUUCUGGGUUUUAACUGCAUUCAUCAGCUGCUCCUUCAGUGUGGGUUUCAGUUUUAUCUGGGUAUUUGGGAACUGUUCAGAUUUGGGGAUUCUGGUUGGUUGGUCGAACUAUGAAGGGUUGAUUGAUUUUUUUUGGAUGAUUUUUGAUUCUGUGAUAAUUUUUUUAUUUGGAAUUUUGUUGGUUGAGUGAAAUGAGAGAAGGGUUGAGGUCAAGUAGUUCGAAGAGGGAGGAUGAUAGAAUUGGUUUAGGCCACAGAGAUGGUGAUUUGAGAAGGGUUAAAAUUCCUGAUUUGAAUUUAGAGGAUAACCCAGAUGAUGUUUUAAGUGAAGAAGGGGGGAUAUUAUGCUCUGAAGUGAUCAGGACCGAUGGGAAAUUGAAUGAGUUAGUGUGUGAGAAAGAAGGUUUUGGUGAAGAUGAGAGUAAGAUUAAGGGUAUGGAAGUUGAGGAUGAAGUAGAGAAAAAAGGGUCUGUUGAGCUCGAUUGUAGCCUCGAUGUUGGUGGCGAGAGAAUUCAGGCGGCGGUGGCGGAGGUUGUGGAAGGUGUAGAAGGUCACGUGGGUGGUGUUGAUUCGAGUAUGAAGGUUUGUUCAACUAGGGCAAUUACAGAUGAGAAGGAAAUUGGUGAUUGUUCUGGAAAUUUGGAAAGGAGUUCUAGAAGUAUCAAUGUUAAUUGUGAUGGCAAAGCUGAGAAUAUGGAAAAGGAUGUAGAUGCUGAUACUGAAAUACUGAAACCGGGUGCUGCACUAAUCGAAUCUCCUGAGAAAGUGUUUGUUACUGUAGGGUUUAAAUGCAAAUUUGAUGAAGUUGAUAGGAGUGACAGAUUCAGAAAGGAGGUUAAACAGGACAAAGUUCAAGUUGCUGCUAGAGUGUUGAGAUCUAGGGUUGUGCCAGCUAAUGGUUUGGGAGAAGAAACUGAAGGCAGGAAUAUCAGAUCUUCGCAUAGGAAAAAGAAGAGCAGAAUCGAUGUUCUAGAAGAAGAAGCUAUGGUCAUAACGAAAGAUGAAUAUGACGGAUUAGAUGUUGACUCAGAAAACAUGUGUGAUAGUAGAGAGAGCAAGAGGUCAAGUGAUCACUCUGAAGAAAGGUUUGUUGAGCCGAAUGAUGAUCGAGUUGUUUAUGAAGGUAAGGAUGAAGAUGAUAGCAAUAAACUGAUUAUAAGUUCAGAAAGGAAGGGGAAGCGUGGAAGGCCCAGAGAUCACCCUGAAGAGGAGGUAGUUCAGAUGAAUAAAGUACAGGCUGUUUCUAAAGUUGAAGAUGAAGGUUUGAACAACAAAUCUGCAAUAAGUUUAAAAAAGAAAGAUGGGCGUGGAAGGCCGAGGAAGUAUGCAAAUUUCCUUGAAAAUGAGAAAGUUGUUCCUGAUAAGAUUGAAGAUAAAGCGGGAAACAGUGAUUCAAGCAGUUCAAAAAAGAAGGAUGGACGUGGAAGGCCGAGGAAGUCUGCAAAUUUCCUUGAAAAUGAUGCUGGAAACAGUGAUUCAACAAUAAGUCCUAAAAAGAAGGAUGGACGUGGAAGGCCGAGGAAGUCUGCAAAUUCCCUUGAAAAUGAGAAAGUUACUGAUAAGAUUGAAAAUGAAGCUGGAAACAGUGAUUUAACAAGAAGUCCUAAAAAGAAGGAUGGACGUGGAAGGCCGAGGAAGUCUGCAAAUUCCCUUGAAACUGAGACAGUUGUUCCUGAUAAGAUUGAAAAUAAAGCUGGAAACAGUGAUUCAAUAAGAAGUUCAAAAAAGAAGGAUGGACGUGGAAGGCCUAAGAAGUCUGCGAAUCUCCUUGAAAAUGAAGCUGUUACCAGUGUACCAGCAAGAAGUUCAAUGAAAAAGGAUGGACGUGGAAGACCUAGGAAUUCUGCAAAUUGCCUAGAAAAUGAGAAAGUUGUUCCUAAGAAGAUUGAAAAUGAAGGAGGAGUUGUAAGCAACAAGUCUGUUGGAAGUUUGACACAGAGGCGCAUAAGUGGAAGGCAAAAACGAUCAGUUGAUUAUGCUGAAGAGCAAGAAGCUCGAAAGAAGAGGAAGCUUUCCUUUUCUAAUGUUGAUGAUGAAGCUCUGGUUGAAGCUAAAGAUGAGGGUUUAAGCAAUAAAUCAGUAAGGAAAUCAAAAAAGAAGGGUAAGCGUGGAAGACCCAAGAAAGAACAGGGAAAUGCUCUUGAUACAUCUCCCGUGAGAAGAAGCAGAAAGGAAAUUCGGUCAGGUAAAAAGGUCAUUUUUGCUGGACUUGAUGAAGACACUGUUGAAAAUUCUUCUAAAGGUGAAGAAACUCUAUUACCUGAAAGAAAUUCUCCUGCUAAGCGUAAGAGGGUUGAAGUACCUGGGUCUCUUUCUAGUGAAAAGAAUGCAAUAAGAAACCAAAUAGUGGAUAUGCUUCUUAGUGCAGGUUGGACAAUUGAAUACAGGCCGAGGAAUGGCAGAGAGUAUAAGGAUGCAGUGUAUGUAAACCGCGAAGGAAAAACUCACUGGUCAGUUACUAAGGCAUACAGCCACCUUCAGCAGGAAGCUGAAGAGGGUAAAACUGGUGAAUCUAAUUUUACUUUUACCCCAUUACCCGCAGAGGUACUCGGCCGAUUGUUUAGAGUUGUAUCCAAGAUAAGAUCAGACAAGAACAAGAAAAAGAAGGACAAGGAAGAUGGUGAUAUUUCUGAUGAAGAGAUCACCAAGGGAAGAGCUAAGAAUAAACAUUCUGCUUUGAAAAGGAAGCCCGCAGUCCGGGCUGGGACACAAGGUAGAAGGCGGUGUGCUUUGGUGGUGCGCAAGUCUAAUCAGGGUUCAAAUUCAGAGAUUGAUGGAUCUAUUGCUCAUUCAGGAAAGCAUAGUGUUCUUGCUUGGAUGAUUGAUUUGGGUUCCGUUACUCUUAAUGGGAAAGUGCAUUAUAAGGAGUGCCAAAAAGCUGAAUCAGGGUUUGAGGGAAGCAUUACCAGAGAUGGCAUUCUUUGUAGUUGUUGCAAGAAAAUAAUCUCAGUUUCUGAGUUCGAGAACCAUGCGGGGAGCAAAGUUUGCCAGCCUUAUGAAAAUCUUUACGUUGAAAGUGGGUCUUCACUAUUACAGUGUCUGCUGGACUCCUGGAACAAACAAGAGGAGACUGGUCGUUUGGGGUUUCAUGAUGUCAAUGUGAAUGUUGAGGACCCAAACGAUGAUACCUGUGCAGUUUGUGGAGAUGGUGGAGACUUGAUGUGCUGUGAUGGCUGUCCAUCAACAUUUCACCUGGACUGUUUAAACAUAGAGGAAUUGCCUUCAGGCGAAUGGCACUGUGUUUUUUGUUCGUGCAAAUUCUGUGGUGAUGGUGGAGAAUCUGCAACUGCAACCCAGGGAGUUGAUUGUGACGCAGUAUCUUCACAAUUGAUCACGUGCAGUUUGUGCGAGGAGAAAUAUCACAAAUCAUGUGUCGAUGAGGAGGAUGAUCACUGUGUCAAAUCCCAAAGGCCUGGAUUUUGUGGGAGGAACUGUGAACAGAUGUCGGAGCGGUUAGAGAGUCUUCUAGGAGUAAAGUAUGAUUUGGGAGAUGGAUUUUCGUGGACUCUACUUCAACGGUCUGACCUUAAUGCAGAUCCUGUUACCUCGGAACCCUUAAAGAUUCAAAACAAUUCAAAAUUGGCGGUGGCUCUCUCUGUUAUGGAGGAAUGUUUUUUGCCUAUCAUUGACCCCAGAAGUGGUAUCAAUUUGAUACGUCAUGUCAUCUAUAGCUGUGGAUCAAAUUUUAACCGAUUAAGUUUUAGCAGCUUUUUAACUGUUGUGUUAGAGAAAGGAGAUGAAGUAAUAUCUGCAGCUUCCAUCAGAAUUCGUGGGAAGCAGCUAGCAGAAAUGCCAUUCAUCGGGACACGUAAUGUCUACAGACGCCAGGGAAUGUGCAGACGGCUACUUGCUGCAAUUGGACAGGCCCUCAGUAGUGUUGAGAUAGAGAAGUUGGUCAUCCCUGCUAUUCCUGCACUUAUAAAUACAUGGACUUCAGUAUUUGGUUUCGAGCCCCUUGAAGAAUCUGUAAGAGAAGAAAUGAGGUCAAUGAAUUUGGUGGUAUUUGCGCAUACUGAUAUGCUGCAGAAACCAAUCCUAAAACAGCAGAUUGGUGGGCACGGCACAUCUUUAGUAGAGAAAGAUGCAGAUUCUGGUGUAUCUCAGAAUGACCAUUUAGAUUGCGGGGCUGAUAAAACUGAUGCUGACAAGCCUGAGGUUCAUGAUUUCCGUUCAAAUCGAAAAUUCGACUUAAAUUGUGCCGCUCCUAAUGUUCCCGACUCUUCAUCUGAUGAAAAACAUCUGGUUAAUCCUGAUUCAGACACUGAGAACUGUGAGAAUGAAGUGAAAAGCAAAAUGAAAUUGUCUGAUGAAAUUGUCUUAAAUUCUUCUGAAGUUAGGACCUUGCAUCCAGACUUGAAUUUAACAGCGGAAAACGAGUCUUUGUUUGAUGAGAAAAAUCCUACUAUGAACUCUGAUGAGGUAGCAGCAAAAAGUAACUCAGAUUCUUCUGGUCUGACUAAUGUCAAGGGUUGCUGUAUUGUUGAAAGUGACGGUGAUCAAAACGGGGAUUCUACGGCUAUCAGAACUUCCGAGGAAAAGACUCUUAACCCUGAGUUGAAUUUGGUUGGAAAUGUGUUGGAGAAAAAUGACAGUUUGCCUUCCGAUUCAGUAAAUGUAUUAGCAGCUUCAGCGAGUGUUGGGGACCCGGUUUCCAGAUUAGAUGUACAAAAACCUGUUGACCAUGAGAUACCUGUUGACCAAAAUGUUGACGGUGAAACGGGACCAUCAAGUUUUCAGGUAGUAGAAGGUCAAGCAGCAGAAUCUGCUAAGUGUUCUGAGUCUAAAUCAUUAGUUGUGUACACUGGUGUUUCACAGUUCACUUCUGACUCCUCGUGUAACAUGAGUUCUGCUGCCGGUGAGAGUUGUGCUGCUGGUAUAUUUCUUGGAAGUGGCAUUGCUAAGGUUGGUCCAACAAAGUCUUAGAUGGAAGAUAGAUCUGUAGCUGAAAGAAAGUAGAUAAUGCCAUUGUAUAGUUAUUAUAGUUGGCAUUUUUAAGGACCAAACCUUAACUCACUCUCACACCUCAUCCAUAGCCUGUGCAGUUAGUAUGUUGUUCGUAGUUCUAUCAUCCUUUUCGAUCCCCUUUCGUGACCGAAUCUGGAGAAGCAAAAGCGGGGAAACAAAUCUUAACCUUUUACCAGUAACCAGUGUAUACAUUUUGGUAUAGUAUUACUGUCUGUUACAAUUGACCAGUUUUUCAGUAUUUUGACGGGAAGUUGGAGAACUUCAUUAACUCCUUUAGGUUUGCUGACCAUUUUUGACGACGCCUCAACACCAACGAAAGUCCAGAUGUUAUUGCAGAACCGAGAAUUACGCCAUUCGGCCAUUGUUAGGUGAUUCAAACAUUCAUUUGGUGGGACUUUUUGUUAAAAUGUAUAGUCCAUAAAACUUGUAAUGGAACUUAUUUUCUAGCCACAUCCUUUUACAUAGGGUUUAGCUUAAAGGGGGGCCAUAAUAUAUUGUUGUGUUUAGGAGUAUAUUGUUUUUGUGGCCCCAUUGCUUUUGAUUUUGUAAAUGGAAGGAAGAAACAAGGAAAAACAGGCUCUUUUUGAUCUAUACAGUCAAGUAGUAUCAACUUCUGAAA